UUGACUUCACUCUCCGUUACUAUAACUCUUUGGCAAUGCAUUGUAAUGAGCAUGGACACCAGUCUGGCAUCAUCAUUUGAAAAAUAAAUUGUAUAUGACAGAGAAAUCUUAAAGCGUUAUUCCACAACUAUGUUGUGAUAAUUUAUCUUGUUACAAAGAUGUUUUUGUUUAUUGGCAAAAAUUAUCUGAUAUUUAUUGCCACUUUGUAAGAUUUAGAAUUGAGAUGGCUUCCUGCUUGCUUCUUAAAUGUUUAAGUUCUUAUUAUAAACUUAUGUACAUAGUUGUAAAAUUUGAAUAUUUCUCUUUGCACUCUGGACAUGUGGACACAUAAAAUGCCAUAUUAUGAUUGUAUGCUUUUAUGCCCCCGGUAGGGUGGCAUAUAGCAGUUGAACUGUCCGUCAGUGUGUCAGUCAGUAUGUCAGUCUGUCCGUCCGUCCGAAAAAAAACUUUAACGUUGGCCACAACUUUUGCAAUAUUGAAGAUAGCAACUUGAUAUUUGGCAUGCAUGUGUAUCUCAUGAAGCUGCACAUUUUGAGUAGUGGGAGUUCAAGGUCAUCCUUCAAGGUCAAAGGUCCAAAAAAAAAAAUUAUUUCAAAGCGGCGUUCUCAUGAAGCUACACGUUUUGAGUGGUGGAAGUUCAAGGUCAAGGUCAUCCUUCAAGGUCAAAGGUCAAAAAUAAAUAAAUUUCAAAGCGGCGCAAUAGGGGGCAUUGUGUUUCUGACGAACACAUCUCUUGUUGGUUGUUAUAUUUUGCUGAAUGAUUACAUAAUACUAAGCAAUUGUGUGUCAGAUUUCCUGACCAGCCCACAGCUGGUGACAUCAUAAACAUGCUUGACGAGGUCGACCUUUCCAAGGUCAUAAAAAAAUACGGGGAAGACACUCAGGCCAGGAAGAUCGCGCAUGCCAUCGUACAGGCCCGGGCGGCGUAUGGGCGCAUAGCAACAACUAAACAGCUGGCUGCCAUUGUGGAAAACGUUUGUACAAUGUCAAGAGAUAAGCUGGGUAGGUACAGUCAUCCAGCGACAAAAUUAUUUCAAGCCCUGAGAAUAUUCGUUAACAAUGAGCUUAAUGAACUAAAUGCAGCACUAGAGAUUGCACAUACAUUUCUCAAACCUGGCGGACUGUGCAUUGCGAUUACUUUUCAUUCUUUGGAGGAUCGAAUUGUGAAGCGACAUUUUCACGACAUUGAUCUUGACGAAGAGAAAAACUUGUCUCUAAAGCAGAAAUUGAGAAACGUUCAAGUGGUUGAUACUGUGGAAGAAUUGCAAUAUUUGACGGAGAAAAGAUGGAAGCCCGUAAAUAAAAAAGUUCUCACAACAGAUGAGAAUGAGGUAGAAGAUAACCCGAGAAGUAGAUCUGCAAAAUUACGUGCUGCUAUUAAAUCAAGUCAAUCUGUAUAAUUAUUUGAAUUUGUAUAAAUCAUAGUAACAUUGUAUUGUGUGUUUUCAUAAGAGAAUUAAAUAUAGCAUUUGAAGUUAACACAUAUGAAUUUAUCCCAAGCUGACUUGGGGAAAGCUCAAGAUACCAGUCACAAUGGUUGAGUGUGUACAUGUACAUUUAUGAGACCAUUUAUAAUAUUCAAACCUCCACUUGCAAUGUGUAAUAUGAUAUGCCUUGUUGGAAUAAAGAAAUAACGAUAUAA
This is a messenger RNA of Dreissena polymorpha, 1642 nucleotides long. Its product is annotated as 12S rRNA N4-methylcytidine methyltransferase-like. Gene Ontology annotation, molecular function: rRNA (cytosine-N4-)-methyltransferase activity. NCBI's taxonomy places the organism in Eukaryota, Metazoa, Mollusca, Bivalvia, Myida, Dreissenidae. The coding region runs from base 828 to 1400 and encodes 190 amino acids. The record is from RefSeq and is a predicted model, not a curated record. Gene Ontology annotation, biological process: rRNA base methylation. The transcript has 2 exons.